CCAAAAUGUAAACAUGGCGGAUGAUGAUGUUGGCCAAAAAUAAAAACAAGUCCGAUUUCAUCGCUUGAUAUUUGGCUAUUACAAAGACAGUCAUGUGGGUUAAACCGGAGGAAGUACUGCUGGCUAACGCCCUUUGGGUGACAGAGCGUGCCAACUUGUUUUUCCUCCUGCAGAGGCGUAAGGGUCAUGGCGGAGGGGGAAUCACUGGUCUCCUUGUGGGGACCAUGGACACCAUCUUGGAUACUAGGACUCCACCUUAUCGGAUUUUACAUCAGGUCUCCGGAGCAGAAGUCAGCUACACUGUUGCCAUAGCAACGACUAAGAAGGAGAUUUUCUUAGAUUGGGAAUGGUUGGAACAGAACCUGAUGCAGACGUUAUCGGCAUUUGAGUCGGAGGAUGAAUCGACGGAGUUCGUCAGGUGCAAGAUCGAGAGCUUGUGCGCUAACACCGCCAUCGAUCCUUAUAUUGAAGAUGAUGCAGAGUCGACCAACAUUAAAUCUGCUUCGUUCAAGUUCAAUAAGCUGUUUAAUAUGCCUCUGGAGGAGAAACUAGUAAACUAUUACUCCUGUAGUUAUUGGAAAGGUCGCGUCCCACGUCAGGGGUGGCUCUACCUUAGUGUGAACCAUCUCUGCUUCUAUUCAUUCCUGAUGGGCAAAGAGGCGAAACUGAUUAUCAGAUGGACUGAUGUUUUGAAACUCGAGAAAGGCAACAACAUGCUGUUUCCCGACAGUAUUAAAGUCACAACUAGAGACGCACAUCACUUUUUCUCCAUGCUGCUGCACAGCUACGAGACAUUCCGCCUGAUGGAACAGCUGGCUAAUAUCGCGAUGAGACAAAUCUCAAAGCAUAUGAGAUUAUUAUCAGACGAAGCAUUUGAAGAGGAUCAUAUGAUAGCUGCUAGAACCAGGAGAAAAACUCGUAAGGUCUCCACUCUGAAGCGAGACCUGGAUGCUCGUGCAAGAAGCGAGGCGUUCCGCCAAGUCUUCCAUCUGCCGAUGAAGGAGAAACUGGAUGGUGAUGCCGAUUGUGCUCUGUGGGCUCCGUACAGCAAGACUCAUCAACCGGGGCGACUGUACCUGUCGGAGAAUUACAUCUGCUUUACGAGCAGGCUCUUUAAUACGGUGUUUCAGAUAAAAGAUGAAGUUUCUGUCGUCAUACCAAUGAGGGAGAUAUAUGUCGUGGAAAAAGUUGAGAAUUCCAGCGGCACGAUGCCAAAUGCUCUUCUCAUCACGACGAAGGGGAAGAUGAACUUUAUCUUCGCACACCUGAAAGACCGGAACGGUAUUCUGGAGAAGAUUUCAGAUUUUUUGUCGAGGCAGCCAGCAGUCAGGGUUGCCAGAAGCGAGAGUAUCAGCAGCUCGUUUAGCGGAGACACGGCACAGACUGGUACCGACGAAAUCGACUUCCAGCCGGCGCUCAUCAGUCUGUUUCACCGCCGAGAUUCGGAUGAGGUCUCGGCUGCGGAAACCGUGAAGGAACACCUGUGGUCUGUCCAUUUCUCCGAGUAUGGAAGAGGUAUCUGUAUGUAUAGGACCCAGAGAACUCGAGAGUUGAUCCUGAAGGGCAUCCCAGAGAAUCUGCGAGGGGAGAUAUGGAUGCUGUAUUCCGGGGCAAUCAACGAGAUGGCGACUAAUCCUGGUUACUAUGCAUCGCUGGUGGAGCAGAGUUUGGGAAGGUCGUCGCUGGCAACUGAUGAGAUUGAGAGAGACUUGCACAGGUCACUGCCCGAACACCCUGCCUUCCAGUCCGAGCUCGGUAUCGGCGCUCUGCGUCGCGUCCUGACCGCGUACGCCUACCGCAAUCCUAACAUCGGCUACUGCCAGGCCAUGAACAUCGUCUGUAGUGUUCUCCUGUUGUAUGCGAGCGAGGAGGAGGCAUUUUGGUUGCUCGUCGCACUCUGUGAGAGGCUCUUGCCCGAUUAUUAUAACACCAAGGUGGUCGGAGCACUGAUCGAUCAAGGUGUGUUUGAGGAUUUGAUCCGUGAGUACCUGCCUGACCUACACGACAAGCUCGAUGACCUGGGCCUCCUCAGUAUGAUAUCUCUCUCCUGGUUCCUGACCAUCUUCCUCAGCGUCAUGCCGUUUGCUAGUGCCGUCAACAUCCUCGACUGCUUCUUCUAUGACGGAGCAAAGGUUGCAUUUCAAAUCUCCCUGGCCAUCGUAAACACCGUGAAAGAAGACCUGCUGGACUGCUACGAUGAUGGCGAGGCGGCCACGCUGCUCGCCAAUUAUCUGGAGAAUGUGACCAACCGUGAUGCCACUCUUCCCAUUACCCAUCACACCGCUGCCUUGGCUCGGGAAAAACCUGAGAAAAAGACUUCCAUUGAUGUGAGUGAGCUGAUCGCCAAAAGCUACGAGGAUUUCGGUCUGAUAACCAACCAGCAAAUCGACAAACUCCGCUUGAAACAUCGGCUGAAGGUCGUACAGGGUAUCGAGGAUAGCACGAUGAAGAACGUGAUUCGAAGUGUCAUGGCGGACGUCCAUGCGAAGGGAAAAGAUUUGGAAGAUUUGUUCCUGGUUUUCAAGGAGGAAUAUCUGACUUCUUACUAUUGGAGGACCAACCAAACCGUCGAGACCUCGGAGAAGUAUGAUCCUUCGCGACCUUACUAUGAACAAUACAAAAUCGACUUCGAUCAAUUCAAGACCAUGUUCCUGGCGCUGUCUCCCUGGGCGGCAGGAAGCAUCGCGCAUUUGCUCGCUUUACGAUUAUUCAGGAUCCUAGACGAGAACAAAGACAACAUGAUCAACUUUAAGGAGUUUGCGUGGUGUAUGGGCGUGAUGAACCUCGCUGACCUCCCCGAGCGAGCCAAGCUAUUAUAUCGUCUCCACCUCCCGCCCGCCCUGCUACCAUCGGACAUCGAGGACCUUGAAUCGCCACAGUCAGGUACAACUCAACCACAGUCAAGUGGGACAGAAAAUGCUGUGGAAGCUACUGAUUUCUUUGAAGACGAUGAGAGUAGCUCCCCAACUAAAUCAUUGGGUGCUGAGAGCCCUGGCCCCGAAGUGUUGGGAACCUCGCCACAUUCUGCUAAGUCAACCCAAGGUCCUCUUGGCUCCUCGCCUCUUCCCCCAGUCCCAGAGUCGAGCCCCGCCAAGCCUAUACCGAGUACACCAAAGUCACUAAACAUCGGCAACCAGUCUGCUGGAGCCGGGUUACCGUCGCCAGUGGAUAGCCUCGGUGGAGACACAGCGCCACCUAUAUUGCUGGAGAAGAGCGACUCGAUCAGUUUGGGGUCGGAGCCAAGUACAUCGAAAGACCUGACGGGAAGUUUUGAUUACAAGUAUGGUGCUGGCUACAAGAGUCGUUUGAGUAAACAGGACAGCCGCUCGGAUAUCAAGGCCAUUCCCAGGAUGAACCAGGAGCAGUUCAUCCAACUGUGGAAGACGCUUUACGACAUGUUCAGUGAAAAUUCAGAAGAACAGCAGCUGUAUCACUCGAUAGCCACCGUCGGGACCCUGCUGCUGGAGAUUGGGGAAGUCGGGAAGCAGUUCUACCUGAAGCAUAGCUCGUCUCAGGAGAGUGGGAAGUCCCUUAGUAGUGGGAACUUCGACAAGAGCGUCAGCAGUGGGAAUCUGGAUGGCCAGAAUAGCGAUGUAGCCAGUCCGGUGGAUACGGUUAUUUCUUCUCCGCCGGUUGAUGAUGUUGCCACUCCUGUAGCUGGGAGUCAGGAGAGUGAUAUGAAUCCCGAAGCCGUUGCCCCAGGGGAUGGUCAAGUUGGGGAGGAUGAGGUUGAUGACGUCAACAAGGUGGCUACGGAGGAUGCAACGCCGAAUCUGGUAGUUGAGGAUUCUGCCAGCACUAAGGAUGCGGAUAAAACCGAGGAAUCGACGAGUAUACCUGAAGGUGCGCUGGGGCCAGCUCAGUCUGAGCCGAUACCGAUAUCCGCCUCAGGCCAGGGACACCAGGCCGAUUCGACGCCGAGUUCUUACAAACCUGACCUGGAUUGGUCCAUAACUUAUGAGCAGUUCAUGGCGUCGUUAUUAACCGAGGUGCCGCUGGUGAAGUUUUUCGAAAAGGAGGAGGAUUUACAGGGGGCGAUCGAGCGUUUCCGGUCCCGCCGCCUAUUGCAGAGAACAAGCAGCGUGUCUGGGUCGUUUAGUUCAAAUAGUUUGGCGUCGUCGUCAUAACCCUCCCGGGUGUGAUGAGUGGAGCGUGCCAUCGGGAAGCUUUGUCUCCGCUAUUCAGCAGCUGGUCGAACAUCACGUAUUAAAAUCACACCUUCCAUAUCUGUAACUUGCUUGUGUUGGGGGCUAUUGGGCAGUUGUUUGCGCAUCAAAUGACGACUUUGUUGCUGUGAUUUUAAGCCCGAAGAAUAUGGAGUUGACAAACUCAAGAUUUGAUGCACUCACUGCUGAGGUACUCCCCAAUCUUGAUUUAAUAUCUGUGAAAAUCUGUACAAAAUCGAUUAAUUAAUGAGAACAGUUUGUAAAGUAAGUCUAUAUUAUGUUGGACAAGAUGUCGCUAAUUGUAAAAUAUUGCAGUCUUGUAUUAUAUUGGACAAGAUGGGGUGGGAUAGGGGGGAGGGGGACCCUGGCUGUUAUCUGUGAUUGCUCAAAGUAAACUCUACGUAUAUGCCAAAUGUUUGAUAUGACGGUAAUUUCUUUUGGUUUUGCUAUCAGUUUAAAAUGGUGUUUUGAACUAUAAAGUAAACCCCAUUGUGACUAAUGCUGUUGACAUUUUUCUUCAAAAAAUCCUUUAGCAUCUUUGAGAUGGUGGGAUUAUUUUACCAUGGAACCCUUUCGAGAAUGAGCUCUUCCAGUGCAAUGUACAUGAAUUGAUAUGAGGUAGGGCUAUUCCAAAAUUUGUUAGGGUGGAUGGCUAGUCAGUCUGCGGGAACGGUGCUCUAAUGUUUUUUUGUGCUUAUGAAUUUAUGUAUGUAUGUCUGUUUGUAUUAUUGUAGAUUGGUUCCUUUCUCUCUCGCCAGGGGGCAGAUCAGUCUUAUAUGUUGUGGGAGUGAUGUUACACAGUGCUAAAAGUGUUCUUAAGAUGACUAAAAAGCUGUCAGUUUAAGAGAAUGUAUCAAAAAAUCUCGGAUGUGCUUUGGUAGGUCAAAAUAUGAAAAGAAGUUUCACAUUUUUUGACUGAUCGGGUUAAUUACAAAGAAGAGCCCAAACCAUUAUAUAGAUCCCUGAUUCGUUCCCCACAGACGGCUUGGAGGCAGUUGUCUUUGCCUUGGAGGCCUCACUCCAUCCAGGUGAGUAAAUGGGAACUAGUCGGAAAUCAUCCUAGUCCUAGUCAAAAAGCUUUCGGGAUAGACCAAUGAAUAAAUGUAAAGCGCUUUGAGAAUGUCAUACAUAAUAAAGCGCUUUGAGAAUGUCAUACAUAAUGAAGCACUUUGAGAAUGUCAUACUUAAUGAAGCGCUUUGAGAAUGUCGUACAUAAUAAAGCGCUUUGAGAAUGUCACACAUGAUAAAGCGCUUUGAGUAUGUCAUACAUAAUGAAGCGCUUUGAGAAUGUCAUACAUAAUAAAGCGCUUUGAGAAUGUCACAUGAUAAAGCGCUUUGAGAAUGUCAUACAUAAUAAAGCGCUAUGUAAGAACUGACAUUUUAUUUUCAACAUGUUUGGUGUAGUAAACCUAGUAAACAUCAGUAUCACUGAACCAGGCACUUUUUAUCUUAAUACAUCAUAAUCAGUUAUAAACAUUGCCAUCAGAAAUUUGACCGGAUUGCUUGAUAUCACACAAGUCCAUUAUAUGUGAGUGUCCGGUAUAAACGAGUCCAGUGUAUAAAAGAUUUACUGUAUAUUGUAGUGUCACGUAGUUUUGAUAUGGUCGCUAAAAUUUUGUUCUGAUUCUUUGUUAAAUUCUUUUGCUUAUCACCAUCUUCAUUUCACAGAUUGUCAACUAGUGAAUCUGGGUGCAACCAGAGUCAAUCUGGGUGCAACCAGAGUCAAUCUGGGUGCAACCAGAGUCAAUCUGAGUGCAACAAGAGUCAAUCUGGAUGUGACUAGAGUCAAUCUGGUUGCAACCAGAGUCAAUCUUGGUGCAACCAGAGUCAAUCUCGAUGUAACAGGAGUCAAUCUGGGUGCAACAAGAGUCAAUCUUUGUGCAUCUGAAGUCAAUUUGGGUGUGACAAAGUGUGCAGAAUGUACUAUUUAUUAUAAAUAAA
Molecule: messenger RNA, 6107 nt
Organism: Lineus longissimus
Lineage: Eukaryota; Metazoa; Nemertea; Pilidiophora; Heteronemertea; Lineidae
Product: TBC1 domain family member 9B-like
Exons: 24
Coding region: 93-4127 (1344 amino acids)
Molecular function (GO): calcium ion binding
Source: RefSeq, a predicted model, not a curated record